Messenger RNA from Telopea speciosissima, 3638 nucleotides. Its product is annotated as calmodulin binding protein PICBP-like. The record is from RefSeq and is a predicted model, not a curated record. Lineage: Eukaryota; Viridiplantae; Streptophyta; Magnoliopsida; Proteales; Proteaceae. Gene Ontology annotation, molecular function: calmodulin binding. Bases 1122 to 3308 code for a protein of 728 amino acids. The transcript is spliced from 4 exons.
AAUCCCUGCUGAAAGAUUAAACAAAGUUAAAGAGAGGCCACCCAACUGUAACCUUAACCCCAUUGGGAAUCUCUGGUUGUUUGGUCUUACAAAGAGUUUUCUUCCUCAUUAGAACUUUCUCUCAGAAGAUAACAAGGAAGACUACUAUUCUUGAAUAGCACCAGUUCUCAACCUCUCUCAGGAAGAAAUCCAAAAUCCCACUUCUAUCACAACACCACCUUCAUUUGAUUCUCAUCUAUCAUGAUUCUCUGAUCUUUUUCAUUGCAGAUGGUCCAAAGAAAGGCUAUCGACAAGCUUGGAAUCCUUGCUGAUUCCAAGACUAAUGUUAAAUCUGAGAAAUGGUCGAUGGCCCUUAAGCCAUCAUCUCCUCAGCAUCAGGAUGUCCAAGACAAGGGUGAAACAGAGUUGAAGAAGAAGGAAAUGAAAAAGUCCAGAUCAAUCAAGCUCUUGGACUUGGAGAACUUAGAACCUCUUCCAACAAGGCGACCGAAGUCACGCUUCCACAAAGUACCUACCAAUGCAUCUGCUGCUGCAGUUACUCCACAAGCACCAUCAGUGAUCAAGAAGCGAGAUCCCUCGCCGAAUUAUAUGAAGCCUACAAGCAGUUCCGAUGCAAAAAAGGAGCGUUCACAGGUAAGUCCUCUUCGUUAUCAAGCUAGUUGUCCACGUAACAGUCUGAGUCCUAACCCAAGUGGAAGGAAUUCCAAUCGUAUGAGCAUGAGUCCUUGCCCAAGUGGAAGGACUCCCAAUCGCCAGAGCCAUAGUCCUUGCCCAAGCGGAAGGAAUUCCCAUGGCAACAGCUUGAGUCUUAGCCCAAGUGGAAGAAAUUCCCAUCGCAUGAGCCUAAGUCCUGCUCCAAGUGGAAGGAAUGCCAACAGCCUGAGUCCAAGCCUGAGUGGAAGGAAUUCCUCUCGCAUGAACCCAAAUCCUACAACAGGUGGAAGGAAUUCCUAUCACAACAGCUUGAGUCCUAGUCCAAGUGGAAGGAAUUCCCAUUGCAAGAGCCCAAGUCCUUUCCUUGCCCAAGCGGAAGGAAUUCCCAUGGCAACAGCCCAAGCCCUAGCCUGAGCAGAAGGAAUUCCUAUCAUUCAAAGCCUUGCUCUGCUUCUGGUCACAAACCAAUGAAGACUUCAACAAAGACAUCUAGAUUGAAACCAGUGAGGACUCUGACAAAGACUCCUAGUUUCAAGAGUGGAGCAGAGUUGAAGAAGCAGAUUAAGAAAUCAAGAUCAAUCACGCUCUUGGAUUUGGAGAAUUUAGAAUCAUCUCCAAUGGAACAGACAUCUAGUGCUGCUGUUACUCCACAGAAACAAUCUCUGAUGAAGACACCAUAUUUGUUGCCCAAUUAUAUGAAGCCCACAAACAGUUCUGAUGCAAGGAAGGAGAAUUUGCAGUUAAGUAUCCAAGCUUCUCAAACUAGUUGUCCUAGCAAGAGUCCAAAUGAAAGCAAUUUGAUUCAUAUAAAACCUUCUUCCACUUCUGGUCACAAACCAGCAAGGACUCUUACGAAGACAUCUAGUUUGAAACCAGUAAGGACUUUAACAAAGACAUCUAGUUCGAAACUGGCAAGGCCUUCAAUAAGGAAGAGCCCAGAUAUUGCUCAAUCUUCCAGCCUGAACGCUGGUAAGGCUACUUGUUCAUCUACUCUGAAGCAUUCAAAGUUCCCUGCCUUUCUGACACUUAAUCCAGGCGCAACUGAAUCAGAAGGAACUUCAGCCAUGAAGGUCUGUCCUUAUACUUACUGUUCUCUUAAUGGCCAUCAUCAUACACCAAUGCCUCUGCUGAAGCAUUUUGUGUCAGCAAGGAGACGGCUAUUAAAAACACAGAAAAGCCUGCGACUGAAAAAUCUACCUUCACUUGAAAAAAGGCCUCCUGGAGAAAGAGAAACGGAAACUGAUAUGGAUCAGAUGUCCUUUAAUGAAGAUCCUACGGCACAAGAUGACAUAGAUUUCUUUGUAGAAAUUUAUGCUAAACUAAGGGAAGACACUGCCACGCCAAUCGGAAGAAGCAUUCAAGAUGGGGAUGAUGUGGCAACUACUUUGGGCGGCAGGGCAUCUUCAGUCAUACAUGGCACUGAAAUAGAAACAGAAAAUGAUACUGGGAAGGUUCAUGAGAGUUUGCCAGACAUGGUUUGCGAGAUUGUUGGCCCCCCAACUGAUACUGAGUCUGAUCUGAUGACUGUGCAUUUACCAGAAUCCAAGAGUCCAAGACUGCAGGAAGAGCUAGUCUGCGGGCCAGAUGACAUUGUCAACCACUCUGAAGAAUAUCCAGCAGGACAUGUACAGCAACAGGUCCACACAGAAAAUGCUGAAAGUUUCAGUAUGGAAUAUGGUGAUGAUGAUUCAGACACCGAUACUGAAGAUCAGAGCUUCUGGACAGGUGUACCCACAAAUGCCGGUGGAGAAGGAUCUGAUAACUCUAACUGCCCAGAUGAGAACUUUUUGUCCUCCACUGAAGUUGCAUUUGAAGAGCCGGCAACAACUAUGGAAGAGCGAGAUGGAGCUCCCAAGCCAGAUGAUACCGUCAACAGCAUGGCCCAUUCAGCAUCUGUUGAGGAACCAAAAGCAUCCAGUGAUGAGAAGGAUGAAGAACCUCAAACAGAAAACUUUUUCCAAGAGCAUCUUGAGCCCAUCCCCAUCACUGAUGUGGUGAAUAAUGCCCUCGAGAAUAAACAGGAAAGCAGCUUUAUUGCAAUUACCAGCAAUCUUUUAGGUACUGACGUUGGAAGCGAUGAAGAAGGAAAAAAACAAGCUGAAGAUUCUGUGGAACAUGAUGACCAUGGGGAAAAAUCCAGUCAAGCUGAGAACAGCAUUGGAGAAGAAGAGACAAUGCAAGUUGAAGAUUAUAUGGAAUCAUAUGCAACAGAAACAAUCCACAGUGAAGACAAUAUCACAAGCUCCAAAGAAGGUAAAAAAAUUGUCAAGAAAGGAAAUACCUCCAACCAACAACUGCCCAUGACCUCCAAUUUGAAGAGAACAACGAGAUGUAUGAGGCCCAUUGAGGACCAGGAAGAACAAAGAAAAUUCAACCCAAGGGAGCCACAAUAUCUGGACAUUGAGCCUGAACCUGAACCAGAAAAGGUUGAUCUUAGGCAUCAAAUGGAGGAUGAAAGGAAAAAUGCAGAGGAGUGGAUGCUCGAUUAUGCACUCCAACAAGCUGUAACUAAACUUGCUCCAGCUCGCAAGCGGAGAGUGGCACUGCUGGUCGAAGCUUUUGAAGCAGUUAUCCCACCACCCAAAUGUGAAACCCACCGGCCAAAUACCUCAGCAGCUUUUGCUCAUGCAAGAUGUAUACAAGCUUGUAACUAAAGGUAGUCAUUGAGUGCAGGUCAUAACCACAAGAGGCAGAUUAGGUUGACAUACUGGGGUUGAUAACUACAAUUGUAGCUCAGGGGCCAGGAAUCAGUACUACAAAGCCUAUGGAUAGAUAGAACAACUAACUUGUUGUUCACCAGUGUGCACUGGGAGAAGGUGUGUUACUCUAAUUUGUUUUUAAAAAAUGGUAGUGUGUGCUUAUCUUAUUGAGGGGGAUAUUAAUCCUCAGUUGUAGAGGGUACUUUACCUCCAUAAUAUCAUACUUUAUAUUGUAAUGUAUGAUGAAUUUGUGUGUUAUAAUAAAUUUGUUUGAUUACUUCUUAA